Pipistrellus nathusii (Nathusius's pipistrelle) is the source of this 2457-nucleotide messenger RNA. The record is from the annotation of a GenBank genome assembly. Lineage: Eukaryota; Metazoa; Chordata; Mammalia; Chiroptera; Vespertilionidae.
AUGGAGCGGUACAAAGCGCUGGAGCAGCUGCUGACAGAGCUGGAGGACUUCCUCAAGAUCCUGGACCAGGAGAGCCUGAGCAGCACGGCGGCGGAGAGGAAGAGUGGCCUGGCCGAGCGCCUCCGCCUGUACAUCAAAAGCAGCAGUUCUGACGAGGAGUACAUUUACAUGAACAAAGUGACAGUCCACAAGCCUCAGGAUGCCGAGUCCCAAGACAAAGCGCCCGAGGAGCAGAGCCCGCUGGCCAACGGGGAGCCCCGCCAGCAUGCCACGGCCCCACAGAAGAGUCUCCCGGACCUCCCGCCCCCCAAGACCAUUCCAGAACGGAAACAGCCCUCCAUCCCAAAGAUCGAGUCUCCAGAGGGUUACUAUGAAGAGGCUGAGCCAUACGACGUGUCCCUCAAUGAGGACGGAGAGGCUGUGAGCAGCUCCUACGAGUCCUACGACGAGGAGGAAGGCAGCAAGGGCAAGUCGGCCCCGCACCAGUGGCCCUCCCCGGAGGCCAGCAUCGAGCUGAUGCGCGACGCCCGCAUCUGCGCCUUCCUCUGGCGCAAGAAGUGGCUGGGCCAGUGGGCCAAGCAGCUCUGCGUCAUCCGGGACACCAGGCUCCUGUGCUACAAGUCCUCCAAGGACCACAGUCCGCAGCUGGACGUGAGCCUGCUGGGCAGCAGCGUGGUCCACAAGGAGAAGCAGGUGCGGAAGAAGGAGCACAAGCUGAAGAUCACGCCGAUGAACGCCGACGUCAUCGUGCUGGGCCUGCAGAGCAAGGACCAGGCGGAGCAGUGGCUCAGGGUCAUCCAGGAGGUGAGCGGCCUGCCUUCGGACGGCGCGGCUGAGGGAAACCAGUACUCCCCGGAGGCCCAGCGCCUGAGCGGUCAGAAGGCAGAUAUAGCUGAGAAGUACCUGUCCGCCUCGGAGUACGGGAGCUCUGUGGAUGGCCACCCUGAGGUCCCCGAGACCAAAGAUGUGAGGAAGAAGUGUUCCGCGGGCCUCAGGCUGAGCAACCUGAUGAACCUGGGCAGGAAGAAGUCCACCUCGCUGGAGCCGGCAGACAGGUCCCUGGAGACGGCCAAUUACCUGAACGUGCUGGUGAACAGCCAGUGGAAGUCACGCUGGUGCUCCGUGCGGGACAGCCACCUGCACUUCUACCAGGACCGGAACCGCAGCAAGGUGGCCCAGCAGCCCCUGAGCCUCCUGGGCUGCGAGGUGGUCCCGGACCCGAGCCCGGACCACCUGUACUCCUUCCGCAUCCUCCACAACGGCGAGGAGCUGGCCAAGCUUGAGGCGAAGUCUUCCGAGGAGAUGGGCCACUGGCUCGGCCUCCUGCUCUCCGAAUCGGGCUCCAAGACAGACCCAGAGGAGUUCACCUACGACUACGUGGACGCAGACAGGGUGUCCUGUAUCGUGAGUGCGGCCAGGAACUCCCUGCUAUUGAUGCAGAGGAAGUUCUCGGAGCCCAACACGUACAUCGACGGCCUGCCCGGCCAGGACCGCCCGGACCUGCUGUAUGACGACGUGGAGAUGUCCGAGCUGACGGCCGCGGCAGACCCCGAGGAAGCCGCCCCGGCCGCGGAUGCUCCGAGCGAGCUCGACCCUGACCGCAUGUACCUGGACCUCACGCCGGUCAAGUCCUUCCUGCACAGCCCGGGCGGCCCCCAGGCCCGAGGGUGCUCCCCCACACCGCCCUGCCUGGACCCUCCGGCCGACGCCCUCCCUGCAGACCCGGGCCCCGCCCCAGCGGAGUCCCCCGUCGUGACAUCCGCAGAGACCCCCGAGUUGCAGCAGGGGCAGCCGGGGAGCCCGGAGCCGGAGGAGCCGUCCCCCAGAAUCUCCACGGUCAGAAUCCAGGCCGAACAGCAAAAGCUCUCCUUCCCUCCGAGCAGCCCCGACGCUGUGGCUGUCGCCCCGGCUGGGGCCGGCGCGCCUGCGAAGGACAGGCUGAGAGUGACCUCUGCAGAGAUCAAACUGGGCAAGAACAGGACGGAAGCUGAGGUGAAGCGGUACACGGAGGAGAAGGAGAGGCUGGAGAAGAAGAAGGAAGAGAUCCGGGGGCACCUGGCUCAGCUCCGGAAGGAGAAGCGGGAGCUGAGGGAGGCCCUGUCGAAAUGCACAGACAAGGGCGCGCUGGCCAGCCUGGAGCAGAAGCUGAAGGAGAUCGACGAGGAGUGCCGGGAGGAGGAGAGGCGGCGUGUGGACCUGGAGCUCAGCAUCGUGGAGGUGAAGGACAACCUGAAGAAGGCCGAGGCCGGGCCCGUGACGCUGGGCACCACCGUGGACACCUCCCACCUGGAGGCCUUGAGCCCCCGACCCAAAGCCGCCGCCCCCGCCCCUGCCCCAGACUCUACCCCAGUCAACUCUGCCACGGCGCUCAAGAACAGACCUCUCUCCGUCAUGGUCACGGGCAAAGGCACCGUCCUCCAGAAAGCCAAGGAAUGGGAGAAGAAAGGGACCAGCUAG